This is a messenger RNA of Drosophila serrata, 355 nucleotides long. RefSeq lists its product as uncharacterized. NCBI's taxonomy places the organism in Eukaryota, Metazoa, Arthropoda, Insecta, Diptera, Drosophilidae. The record is from RefSeq and is a predicted model, not a curated record.
GUGUUCUCUUUUAAAAAUGAAACUGGCAAUUGUAUCCUCGAUUACUUUAGCCGUGCUACUGUGCAUGGCUGAGGCUCAAGUCCCGGGGCCUCCGCCCGAUGCCAUGGGAGCCGCACAGGGCGGAAUGUCAGCAGUAGCAGGGGCCGGCGGUCAAGUUGGAGCGCAGGGCGGUGCAAGCGCUGAUAUGGCAGAGGGCGGGCCUGGAGCUGGGAUGUCAGCUGGCAUUGGAGCGGGAUCCGAAGUGGGCGCCAACGCCCAAGGUGGAGCUGGAGCUGGUGCUGGACGAUAGCGGGCAGGCGGCACUUGUGUUGGAAAUUUCAGACUUCCUCGUUGUAUGCUUAGGCUCCUUCGCUCU